Messenger RNA from Periophthalmus magnuspinnatus, 619 nucleotides. Its product is annotated as guanine nucleotide-binding protein G(I)/G(S)/G(O) subunit gamma-2. Gene Ontology annotation, biological process: G protein-coupled receptor signaling pathway. The transcript has 4 exons. The coding region runs from base 185 to 400 and encodes 71 amino acids. Gene Ontology annotation, molecular function: G-protein beta-subunit binding. The record is from RefSeq and is a predicted model, not a curated record. NCBI's taxonomy places the organism in Eukaryota, Metazoa, Chordata, Actinopteri, Gobiiformes, Gobiidae. Gene Ontology annotation, cellular component: heterotrimeric G-protein complex.
ACACCAUCUCUCCCUCUGUGUCUCUAUGGAAGACAACGCGUGGAUUUGAAAUACUCCAGCCUGGAUGUAACUGCAAAAUCCCAAAAGAUCGAGGGGUUGAACAGUCCAAGCUGAAGACGUCGCAGACGCCCACAGGAGGAGAGACAGGAACUGAGAGCAGAGUGGGAGCAGACACACAGGUCCAAUGGCGACCAACAACACAGCGAGUAUCGCUCAGGCCCGAAAACUGGUGGAGCAGCUAAAGAUGGAGGCCAAUAUCGACCGGAUAAAGGUCUCUAAAGCUGCAGCAGACCUGAUGUCAUACUGCGAUGCCCAUGCCAAAGAGGACCCGCUCCUGUCCCCGGUGCCCGCCUCCGAAAACCCAUUCAGAGAGAAGAAGUUUUUCUGUUCCAUCUUGUAAACAGUACGAGCUCCAAACAUGCUCCAGUCCGGGGAGGACUUUUUAACCUCCGGACUACAAACAUGGUGGAUUUUGGUGGAGAAGAUGGUGAUGGUGGUUAUGGUUCCUGGCCCUCCACUUUCAGAGGGUCUACAGCAUGAUGAGCAGAUGAUAAUAUAGAGUUUUUGGGUAACGCUUUAGCAAGACGAGGUAAACAGCAGCCGAAGGGUCCUGCAAAGU